Messenger RNA from Linderina pennispora, 1787 nucleotides. RefSeq lists its product as uncharacterized. Gene Ontology annotation, molecular function: oxidoreductase activity; copper ion binding. The coding region runs from base 32 to 1678 and encodes 548 amino acids. The record is from RefSeq and is a predicted model, not a curated record. NCBI's taxonomy places the organism in Eukaryota, Fungi, Kickxellomycota, Kickxellomycetes, Kickxellales, Kickxellaceae. The transcript has a single exon.
CUUACACCUUCAGCAUAUCUUUACAAUUCCCAUGCUAUUGCAUACUCUAUUUUUGCUAGUCUUCUCUGCUGCUGCGCUGGCAAAACGUGUUGUGGUUGACUGGGACGUCGGCUAUGUCUACAUGAUGCGCGAUGGAAUCAACUACAGGCGGUCGAUUGGCGUCAAUGGCCAGUCCCCGAUCCCGCCUGUGUAUGCAACUCGCGGCGACACCCUCAUCCUCAACGUGCACAAUUCGCUGAACGUAACCACCACGAUCCAUGCCCACGGCCUGUUCAUGCGCGGCAUGUCUUACAUGGAUGGGCCAGGAAUGACCAACCAGUGCGGAAUCCCGCCUGGCGAGUCGUUCACGUACGAGUACCACCUCGAGCAGGAGGGCACAUUCUGGCUCCAUGGCCACGACCACGAUCAUAACGCCGACGGGCUGCGUACUGCGCUUGUCGUCUAUGACGAGGAGCCGCCGUACAAGUACGACGCAGAGCAUUUGUUCACCUUCGAGGACUGGUUUGCAGGGCAGUUUGCUGACCGUGCUGCGCUGACUACUGACCCAACAAAGCCGUUCCCGCCGCCAUCUAGCUACGGGUUUGGUUUGAUUAACGGCUACAACGGCAACAGCACAAAGCCGAUUAAGUUUGAGCCGAAGAAGACCUACCGCAUCCGCCUUAUCAACAUGUCCAGCACCUUGUGGUUCAAGUUCCGGAUCCCCGGCCUCAAGCUGCGCGUUAUUGAAGUCGAUGGAAUCCUGAGCGACGAACAUAUAGUUGAUGGCGUGCAGCUAGCACCUGCCAUGCGCUACUCGGUUCUGGUCACUGCACAUGAGUCUGACGAGUUCAACUACUACUACAAGGUCAAGAUGUACGCAGACUUUAUUCCAGCGUCGCCAGGUGAGAACCCGCGGUUCUAUUCAGGUCUAGUUGAGUACAGGCAGGAUUCACCGGUCAAGGAGCUCCCCGACGUCGAUGAUAGCAAGCUGACCUGGGUCGAGGACAUCAAGAUGACGGCGCUCGAUAAGCAACCGCCACUGCCAGUCGACCGCUCGCUGUAUCUGUGGGUCGGUAACAACAUCAUGUCCUCUGGCCAGCACAUGGACCAUAUCAGCAACAUCACUUACUACGCACCGCUGGUUCCCUCCCUGUUCACCGCAAUGACCACUGGCGACCUGGCAAUGAACCCUGAUGUCUACAAUAACCGGACACACCCAGUGGUGUUGAAGCACAACGAGGUUGUCGAACUUGAAGUGCAUAACCCGAACAGAGUCCCUCACCCUAUGCAUCUGCAUGGUCACGCGUUCCAGGUCACCGAGUAUGGUCCGUCGCUAGAUGGUUUCACACCUGGGUUCACAUUCUCUCCGCUUGUCCAGUCGCUUGUUGCCCCGAUCCAGCGUGAUGUCAUGGAGAUACCACCAUACUCGUACAUAAAGGUCAGGUUCCGCGCCGACAACCCGGGUGUCUGGUUGUACCACUGCCAUGUCAAUAUUCACGGCAGCCCCGAGAGUCUGCGGAUGCUCAUGACGCUUGUUGAGGCCCCUGAUGUUCUGCAGAAGACGCAGACGCUCCCCAAGAAACUUAUUAAGCACUGUGAGAUGAGUGGAAUCAAGGCAUCUGGAAAUGCUGCUGGCAAUGCUGGGCUUGAUAUGACAGGGUUGCCCCCUGUUCCAUAUGUUGUUGCCAAGUCAUUCUAAAGAUAGAUCUUGCAAAAGUAGAAAUAAACCCAUCCAUAUUAGAUUCAAUAUAUUCGCAACAAGAGCAACCUGUCACUGAAUAAUAUAUCGGUACUCAUUUAGAUGCAGA